AUGGAUACAUUUCAGCGAGGAAAGGCAUAUUGUGCAACACUAUAAGUGGUCCAGUUGGCCUGAUCGCUCAGCACCAAUAAACCCAUCACCGCUUAUCGAACUGAUCACGAAGUUGCGGCCGUUGCAUGAGAAGGGUCCAGUGGCAGUUCACUGCUCAGCAGGGAUUGGCAGAACUGGAACAUUUUGCGCCGUGGAUUACUCUAUUGAUCGACUUAACGAUGAGGGGAUUAUUAAUGCACCCGAAGUAGUGAAAGAGGUUCGCGCACAACGCCUUCAUUCGGUGCAGUCGGUGCUACAGUAUCUGUUCCUGCAUCUGUGCCUCAUUGAGUAUUUGGUGUCCGCAAAAACAUUGCAGCGUGAUCAUUUAGUUAAAAAAUUCCAACGCGAUUACGAGAAAUACUUGAAAAAAUUCAAUGAACGUCUUGCAAAAGAAAAAUAAAU
This is a messenger RNA of Gongylonema pulchrum, 441 nucleotides long. The record is from the annotation of a GenBank genome assembly. Lineage: Eukaryota; Metazoa; Nematoda; Chromadorea; Rhabditida; Gongylonematidae.